This is a messenger RNA of Leucoraja erinaceus (little skate), 2420 nucleotides long. RefSeq names its product ring finger protein 168 (gene rnf168). Bases 178 to 2067 code for a protein of 629 amino acids. The transcript is spliced from 6 exons. Lineage: Eukaryota; Metazoa; Chordata; Chondrichthyes; Rajiformes; Rajidae. The record is from RefSeq and is a predicted model, not a curated record. Gene Ontology annotation, biological process: double-strand break repair. Gene Ontology annotation, cellular component: site of double-strand break; nucleus. Gene Ontology annotation, molecular function: nucleosome binding; ubiquitin-protein transferase activity.
UAGCCGGAAUGCGUGGGCACGUUAGUGCGCAGCCGCAGUGCGGGGGGCGAGGGAGCGGGGUAUUUCAAAGCGAGUGGCGGUUUGGGGGUGAAGCCCAAAGAUACUGGAGGAGUUCCUUCAGUAUUUUUGGUGAAGCCGCUGCAUGGUGAAGAUCAAAGUCUUCUCCCAGCUUCCGCCAUGAAGCAAAAUAAACGGAGCGGCCCUGCGAAAGUCGAGGCCUCGAGUCCGCCGCCGGCCCUCAGCCUGGCCGAGUGCACCUGUCCGGUCUGCCAAGAGGUGCUGACCGAGCCGGUGACGCCGCCGUGCGGUCACUCGCUGUGUCGGGGCUGCUUUCAGCAGACGGUGGCAAUCAGCAACAUGAACUGCCCGCUCUGCCGCCGCCGCCUUUCCAACUGGGUGCGCACGCAGGUCCGGCGCGGCGGCCUAGUCAACACUGAGCUGGAGCAGCGCAUCCGCCAGCAGUUCCUUCGGAACGGGGUAGUGGGGCCGAUCGAAGUUGGCAGAUUGUGUCCAUCACCUCAACUAUGUAAACCUGGUGAGUUGCGACAAGAAUAUGAAGAGCAGAUCAGUAAGUUGCAGGCAGAGCGUCGUGCUAUUGAAGAAGAGGAACACAGAGCAAGUGAAGAUUUAAUUCAGAAGCUUUUGGCAGAGGAACGGGAACAGCAAAUGCAUGCAGAACAGAAGAGGAAAGAAAUGGAUGAACAACUAAAAAGAGAUGAAAAGCUAGCAAAGAUAUUGAGUGAGGAGGUGAAUUCAAUACACAGGCCGACUCCAGAAAAACUGGGUGGGUGCACAAAAUCAAUUUCCUCAAAAUUCAACUCGUCCAUCUCCAAAAGAACUAAAUUGAUAGCACCAAGCCCGAAUAAUAUGGAAGAUAUACAAAGGUAUUUAUCCCCAACUUUGCCAAAGCAUCCAACAGCUGCAAUUAAUAGACUGAGAAACAAUGUCUCUGGUCCAGAGAUCACAUCUGAGGCAGUUGAACUAAUUUCAAGCGGUAGCUCUACUACAAGUAUUCAUCUAUUCAAUUGUGAUAAAGAAGAGACGGUCUCCAGUUCGGACCAUUCAGAAUUGGUACAGUUUAUUGAAGGAACUCCUGAUGAAGCCAUCGCAGAUUGUCAAAUGGAGUAUACCAGUCAGUGCAGUUCAGAGCACAAUGAAAGUGAGAUGCUAGAAGCUUGCAGCAGUGCACAGAAUGUUGGCAAGUCCAAGAAAAAUGUAACACUUAUAGAAUUGAAGAUGAAUUCAAUUAAUUGUAAUGACAAUCUGGUGGAUUUUGCAGUUGUGCCAAUUUUAAAUAAUGAACUUGAGACAGCAUGUUCUAGUGCAGGUUGUAGUUCAACUAAUGUGGACCAUGCAACAGUCCAAAAUUUGAUACAAGAUGAAACUGCAGAGCAUGAAAUUUUGAGCCAAAGCCCCUUUAAAAUGACAACAGUUGUGAAAAGAAAAGCAGGUAAUUCCUCAGAAGUUUCUACAUCCACUGGUGUCUCGAUUAAAAAGAGAAAAAUUUGUCCCGAAAACCAUGAUGAGCCCAGUGAGAAUCCUCAAUUUUGCUACAAUAUGUUUAAUCAUGAGCAUCUUGCAGGCUGGGAGACUCAACUUUUAGAUAAGUGCAAAAUGGAAGAGAAGGAUCGAUUGUUGGCCAUAAAAAUACAGAAAGAACUUGAUAAAGAGAUGCAGACUGUGCAUAGGACAAGGGGGACACCUGAUGAAUAUUCGCUUCGGACCAAGAAAUUGCCAACAAAUUGUGAACAAAAGAUGCUUGCAAAAAAUAUAACUCCACUGGCAACCCCAGAGAGCCAUCGAACCUCUAAAACCCCAUCAAGAUCACAGUCCAGCACCAGUAAUAAGCAAGCCAUGCUCAAGAAUAACUCGUCUAAGACAUGCAAACGGAGAAGUAGAAUCUUUCAGGUUCCAACAAGGUUCUUUAACACUCAAAAGGCCCAAUGUCAGAGACCGCUAGCUUCCAUGGAUGCUAAUUCUCCUGCAUUGACUACUGUCGGUGAACUAAGAAACAGUAGAAAACAACAGACUAUUAUUGAUAUGUUCCAGAAAUGUAACUCUAAAUAGGCUUGUGCAAAGAAUUUGACUAUUUUGCCACGUCCAGAUUAGAAUUUAAGAGUUUAUUCUUUGCUUCGCAGAUUGUCUGAAUUCAUUUUCCUGCCAGUCUAGAACUGCAGAAUUCAUUUUCCUGACAGUCUGCACUUCAAACGCCCUGUUUAAAUUUAUUAGGGGUGGUUUUUUACCAAUUUUGCUUACUUUCUGUGGUUUCUCAACACUGAAGUAAUUGUCCAGUUCCUUAACAGCUGCAUUUUCAUGCAUUAGCAAAAAAAAAAGCCAUAAUAGUUCUGUUUAACUGUCAAAGAUUCAGUGCAGUUUAAGUUGUUUAGUUCUUAUAAUAAAUAAAGCAUAAUGAGAAUCAA